AUGAAGGCUCUGAGCCGCCUGCUGCAGGACGGGGAGCGGGGAGCCGCGGGGAGCAGCCGCGAUGGCCUAUUGCCAGAUGAGAGAGAAUUUCAAUAUGCUGCUAAAAUGAACAACUUGGACACCAUGGAAAAGCUGUUUAAAAAGAAUGUUGAUAUAAAUGCUGUAGAUAAUCUGAAGCGCACUGCGUUACAUUUUGCUGUUGCAAGAAGUCAUAUGUCAGUGGUGGAUUUUCUUCUGCAUCACAAAGCCAGACUUGAUAUGGCAGAUCAGCAUGGCCUGACAGUGAUUCAUCUGGCAGCUUGGUCUGGAAAUCUGGAUAUAAUGCGAAAAUUAGUUAAAGCAGGUGCUGACCAAAAGGCUAAGAAUGAGGAAGGAAUGAAUGUCCUGCACUUUGCAGCUCAGAACAACAGUGUUAAAAUAGUUGAUUAUUUCAUCCAAGACCUUCAUCUGAAUGACUUGAACAAGCCUGAUGAGAAAGGCAAAAAGCCAUUUCUUCUGGCGUCUGAAAAAGGCCAUGUUGACAUGAUAAACAAUUUGAUAAAUCUGAAGCUGUUUACAUCGGAAAAAGAUAAGGAGGGAAACACAGCAUUACAUCUAGCAGCCAAAAAUGGUCACAGCAAAGUUGUAGAAAUUCUGCUUGAUCAGUGGGAGGAAGUAAAUGACCUCAAUCAGAAUGGAGAAACUCCAUUUUACUUGUCUGUUGAAAGUGGUCAUGAAAAAUGUGCUGAACUCUUACUGGAAGCAGGGAGUGACAUCAAUGUUUUAACUCAAAACAACAGCAGUGCUUUGCAGGCUGCAAUUCAGAAUAGACAUCUAUCCUUGGUCACUUUUCUUAUUGGUAAGAAUAUUGACCUGGUCCCUAAACCCGAGCAGAAGAAUUCUCCUCUUCAUUUAGCAGUCAUCAGUAAUCAUCUACCAGUAGUGAAAAGCCUCUUGGAUGCCAAUCAUGAUAUAAACUCCUUAAAUCAUAGGCAGGAAACCCCUCUACAUCUGGCUGCUGAUCUUGGCAAUGUGGAGCUGGUGGAAGUGCUGCUGAAGGCAGGCUGCGAUCUCAAGACUUUGGAUAAGCAUGGAAAAACUGCGCUAGCUGUGGCAUCAAGGAGCAAUCACACCCUUAUUGUAGAUAUGAUUAUUAAAGCAGAAAGAUAUUAUGCCACAAACCAGGAACAUCUAGCUCCUAGUGAUGGUGGGAGAGACUUUGGCUUGUCCUUCAAACAAGAUCAUAGUACACACACCAAGCAAAUCCGUUCCUCCUUGUGGAAUCUAGCAUACAACCAGUUAAAACCCCAGGAAUGGAAAAAACUGGCCCUGUUCUGGAAGUUCACGGAUGAACAAAUUAAAGCUAUUGAAGAACAAUGGACAGGGAAACAAAGUUAUAAGGAACAUGGAAACAGAAUGUUGCUCAUAUGGUUACAUGGCAUAUUGCUGGCUCAUCAGAAUCCUGUCAAGCACAUGUAUGAAGAUCUGGUGGGAGCAGGAUUUCAGCCUUUAGCUGAAAAGAUCAGAGCUGCAAGUAACACUGAUACAGACUCCAGAAAAUGUGCAAUAUCAUGAAUUCAUCAAUAAAAUGUGGCAUAUUUACAUGCCAGAUGGAAAGUUACUUUCAAAUACAAAUAAUAUUUUUUUCUGGAAAGAAAAACCUAUUUUGAAGUUGUAUAACUUUUUCAAAGCCAGAACUUGCUUGCUAUACAAUGAUCUAAAGAAUUUAAAAGUUAAACGUCUGGCUGGUAAUUUAUGACUAUACUGCUAGGCAAGAACCACCCCCCUACAAUUUCCGCACCUGGCUUAACAAUGAUACACUAAUUCUGUAUUGAAACUGAAAAUUAAGCUUUUUUUGUAUUUCACUUGAAAUGUAAAUGAAAUGUUUUCUACCCGAAAGAAAUUAAAUUUAUUAAAUGAAAAGUAUGUGUAUAAAUCAACAUUUCAGAAACAGGCCUCCUUUGGGAUUCAGGUUUUUAUAAAGUCUUGCUAAGAUUAUCCUCUUCCUGUCUGAAGGGGGCUUUCCUCUUCUUUAAUCACUGCUAGGAUUAAGACAAGUCUUUGCUUUUCAGCAUUUGAUUUAUGCAGUGAAAAUACACAAAAAUGUCAUGUCUAAAACCCUGUGUAGCAGCUGGCUGCAGAAUUUUCUGUUGUGGCUUAGCCUUGUAUACAAACUCAAACUCAAACAUUUGAUAUUUAAUACUUAACACAUUUAGCAGUUAUUUACCUAUUUCUUGUUCAUUUCCUGAAUUAAUAUUUAGUAGUGUCUUGCUGAACACAUUUAAGGUUUUUCUCAUAACUGAACACAUUUCACAUCUGAAAAAUUAUGUAAAAUGCCCAUCUUCACAGUUUCCUCUGUAGGAAAACAACAAUAGUUUUAUGAUCAAAUUGAAGAAUUGAAUUGCCUUGUCUAUGUCUAUGUCUAUAUAGCUAGCAUUAUUUUGUACUAAACCUUAUCACUCAUACUAAAAAGAUGAUGACCUGUAUCUUAGUCUGAAGUCUUAGGCCUAACUACCCUCUUGCGUCCAAACCUGUUUUGACAUGGCUCCAAAGCAUAACAGGAAUAUGAAGAACAGAAUGGUAAAUCCUCAGGUUUAGAAUUAGGAAUCUAAGAUCACAAAUACUUAGAUUCUGAUAGGUAUGCACCAAGUUCUGCAACAUUAGCUUGGAAAAUGAAAAUAUUUAACAAUUUGAUGCCCUGGAUGUGAAGGCUACCAACCUGUUAUUCUUCAUUUAAGCAUGCUGCUG
This is a messenger RNA of Cuculus canorus (common cuckoo), 2727 nucleotides long. It is a transcript of the gene ANKDD1B, whose product is annotated as ankyrin repeat and death domain containing 1B. Gene Ontology annotation, biological process: signal transduction. Lineage: Eukaryota; Metazoa; Chordata; Aves; Cuculiformes; Cuculidae. The coding region runs from base 1 to 1554 and encodes 517 amino acids. The transcript has 15 exons. The record is from RefSeq and is a predicted model, not a curated record. Gene Ontology annotation, molecular function: protein binding.